This is a messenger RNA of Gongylonema pulchrum, 444 nucleotides long. The record is from the annotation of a GenBank genome assembly. Lineage: Eukaryota; Metazoa; Nematoda; Chromadorea; Rhabditida; Gongylonematidae.
AUGUACAAGCUGGAAAAGAGAUGCUCGUUGGAAACGGAGCAAGAAGAAGCCAAAUUAGGAGAAGCGUCUCGGCGAAGGAUCAUCUGCAAAGCAUCACAUGAUGGUAUCCAGGCUUACUGCCUUUGUCUCGAUAAUUACUGUAAUAAGGAAAGCCUGCUGAAACAAGCAGAAAAAGAAGCCAAGACGAGUGGCGAUGCAAAGGAUUCACUGAAUGAUUCAUUAUUCACUGGAAAUGGCGAAUCGAUCACUUCAGCAGCAGUGCAGCGAUCCUCUGCAACAUCUCUUCAGGUGUUGGUGAAACCUGAAGCAACUUCCAGGGCCACGUCAACGACGCCGCCUCAGAAGCGACCUAGUAUAACUUCUACAAGGAAUAUUCUCAGUGCACGUGCGAGCGAAAGAUUUCAAAUUCAGAUGUCGCGCACGAUUGUGCAGCGCGUACGAUAA